AUGUCAAGCACACAACCAACAACCUCCACAGGAGCAGAACCAGCCGCAACCUCGACGGAACCCAUCGGCAAAAUCCUACUCAUUAACGGGCCCAAUCUAAACCUCCUCGGGACACGCGAGCCCUCCAUCUACGGCAGCACGACACUCCCCCAAUUAACCUCGUCGCUCGUGUCGCACGGCUCCCGUCUCAAUAUUGAAGUCGUCCCAUUCCAAUCCAACCACGAGGGGGCCAUCGUCGACUUCCUGCACUCACAUUUCACGCCUCCCGCCACCAGCACCUCAUCUUCCUCGUCCUCUUCCACCCCGAAGAAGGCCAGAACAGCAGCAAUCAUCAACCCCGCCGCCUACACGCACACGAGCGUCGCGAUCCGCGACGCCCUGCUCGCGACAUCCAUCCCGUUCGUCGAGGUGCACAUCAGCAACGUGCACGCGCGGGAGGCGUUUCGCCAUAAGAGCUUUCUCAGCGAUAAGGCUGUCGGCGUCGUCAUGGGCCUGGGUAUCUACGGUUAUACGGCGGCGCUGGAAUUCUGGGCUGGGCGGUGGAAGGAUGAGGAUGCUAGUGCUGAUUCUGCGACGUAA
Messenger RNA from Exophiala bonariae, 579 nucleotides. RefSeq names its product Catabolic 3-dehydroquinase (gene QA2). Lineage: Eukaryota; Fungi; Ascomycota; Eurotiomycetes; Chaetothyriales; Herpotrichiellaceae. Gene Ontology annotation, biological process: quinate catabolic process. The transcript has a single exon. The coding region runs from base 1 to 579 and encodes 192 amino acids. The record is from RefSeq and is a predicted model, not a curated record. Gene Ontology annotation, molecular function: 3-dehydroquinate dehydratase activity.